AAAAGGAAAUAAUUAUAAGCGCUGCUAAAACCCUCCUUUUCUGCAGCUGCUGCUGCUGUUUUUUUUCUUUUUCCCUUCAACAAUGGAUAUUCAAAGGUUUUCUUCAGCCUUGUCUACUCUCUGUCGUUGGUAAGAAGAAAUCUCGAGGAGGAAGAAAUGCUUCUUUUACCUCAGCGGAAACUAUUAUUUAGCCCUCAUUCGAAUAGUACCAGAAGAAUUAUUUUCAUGGGCUCCAAGAAUUUUCUGCUCCUCAAAUUCUCCCCUACUCCUGUAACGCAUGCUCACAUUCAUUCGCUCGACUCUCGUUCCUGCUAUUCGCAAAUCCACUUUUUCCGUUCAAGAAGUAAUAGGAAAAACCCACUGUUAUUCCCUUCUCCGAAGCACUUUUCUCCAAUUUAUCAGCAGAGGUCAUCCGGCUAUAGUUUUACACCCAGUGCCGCUAUCCCUAUUCCCAGACCCAUUGCUGGUGUCGAGACUCUGGAGAAGCAAUCGGUAGAUAAGAAACAGCUGAAGUUAUUAAGGCAGAAGUUGCAGGAAAUUGGAAUCGACGGCACUGAUUGUUUACCUGGGCAGUACAAUGGUUUAGUUUGUCCAAGUUGUAAAGGCGGAGAUUCACAGGAGAAGAGCUUAUCUCUUCAUAUCACGGAUGAUGGGGGGGCAGCUGUGUGGACAUGCUUUCGGGCCAAAUGCGGGUGGAAGGGCACUACCCGUGCCUUUGCAGAUGUAAAAUCAACGUAUGCAAAAAUGAAUACGACCCAAAAAGUAAAGCAACCUAGGGUAAUCACAGAGGAGAGUCUGGGACUGGAACCUUUGUGUAAUGAGCUACUAGCGUAUUUUGCUGAGCGUAUGAUAUCCGGAGAAACAUUAAGAAGAAAUUAUGUCAUGCAGAAAAGAACAGGAAAUCAGAUUGUUAUUGCAUUCACUUAUCGAAGGAAUAAAGAGCUUAUAAGCUGCAAGUAUCGUGAUAUUACCAAAAAGUUUUGGCAGGAAGCCAAUACCGAAAAGAUUUUUUACGGACUGGAUGAUAUAAAGGAAGCGAGUGAUGUCAUCAUUGUUGAGGGUGAAAUGGACAAGCUUGCAAUGGAAGAAGCUGGCUUUAAAAAUUGUGUUAGUGUUCCUGAUGGUGCCCCUCCAAAGGUCUCGAAUAAGUCUUUGGCCUCUGAAGAAGAGGACACGAAGUAUACAUACCUAUGGAACUGCAAAGAUUAUACUGCAAAGGCGUCCCGCAUAAUUCUUGCCACUGAUGGUGAUCCUCCUGGUCAAGCCUUAGCCGAAGAACUUGCGCGUCGCUUGGGCAGAGAAAGGUGUUGGAGAGUUAAAUGGCCAAAAAAGAACGAUACCGAAUCUUUUAAAGAUGCAAAUGAGGUGCUUAUGUAUAUGGGUCCUGAUGCACUGAGAGGAGUUAUUGAAAAUGCCGAGCUUUAUCCGAUAAAAGGGCUGUUUAACUUCAAAGAUUACUUUGAUGAGAUUAAUGACUACUAUCAUCAAACACUUGGUUUUGAGCUUGGUGUUUCAACUGGAUGGACUUCUCUCAACGAUUUAUAUAAUGUUGUGCCUGGAGAAUUGACAAUUGUCACAGGUGUACCGAAUUCAGGCAAGAGUGAGUGGAUUGAUGCUCUAUUAUGCAAUCUCAACCAUAGCGUUGGCUGGAAAUUUGCACUUUGCUCUAUGGAAAAUAAGGUUCGAGAGCAUGCAAGAAAACUUUUGGAGAAGCAUAUCAAAAAGCCUUUCUUUGAUGUUAGGUAUGGGGAGUCAGUUGAAAGGAUGAGCACCAAAGAGUUCGAACGAGGAAAGAAGUGGCUCGGUGAUUCAUUUUCUCUAAUAAGGUGUGAGAAUGAUUGCCUUCCAAGUAUAACUUGGGUUCUUGAUCUUGCGAGAAUAGCAGUUUUGCGCCACGGUGUCAAUGGGCUCGUCAUCGAUCCAUACAAUGAAAUUGACCAUCAAAGACCGCCUAGUCAGACUGAAACAGAAUAUGUGAGCCAGAUGCUGACGAAAAUCAAACGAUUUGCUCAACAUCACUCGUGUCAUGUUUGGUUUGUUGCUCACCCAAGACAGUUGCAAAAUUGGGUUGGGAGUCCUCCGAAUUUGUACGACAUAAGUGGGAGUGCACAUUUUAUAAACAAAUGUGACAACGGAAUUGUUAUCCACCGUAACAGGGAUCCUGAAGCGGGCCCCGUUGAUAUAGUUCAGGUUUGUGUGCGGAAAGUACGCAAUAAAGUCGUCGGAACAAUUGGUGAUGCAUAUUUGUCUUAUAACAGGGUUACGGGGGAAUACAUGGAUAUUAACAACACGUCAGGCCAAAAUGGUAAAAGACAAUUUUAGCCUCUCGGCUAUUCAUACGGGCGUUAAUGCCGUUCAGCAUAAAAGCUUUGCAGCAAUAUAGAUGCUUAUAUAUGCUUUGUAAUAUCAUUAUUGGAUUUUUCGAUGUAAUUUAUGAGAAUAUAUUUAGGGUUCGAGUUAGGGUCGAUUUAUUUUUCGCUUGCCAGCCUAAUUUUGGGGGUUCAAAUUAUUGCGUAAUGUAUGUAAAUAUUCUGAGCUUGGUUUAUUAAGUGUUAGCUCAUGGUAGUUGUUAAGUUA
Molecule: messenger RNA, 2577 nt
Organism: Erythranthe guttata (spotted monkey flower)
Lineage: Eukaryota; Viridiplantae; Streptophyta; Magnoliopsida; Lamiales; Phrymaceae
Source: RefSeq, a predicted model, not a curated record